UCUCUUCCCUCCAUUCCCAAUUUCCCCCAAUUCCUCUCUCCCUCUCUCCCUCUCUCCCUCUCUCUCUCUCUCUCUCUCUCGAUAUAUAUAUACCUAAAUCUCCAUUGGAGAUCGGAGGUCCAAGAGGGUUUCCAAGAGUCCAUUGUUCCUCUUCUCUCGCUGUCUCUCAUUCCCCCUUUCAAUCCCUACCAAUCGAUCCAGCUUCUGAUGUCUGCCGCGGUUGCCGGCAUCGUCUGCCGGAGAAGCACGGCUGCGGCGAUUGCACAUCACCGUCACUUUCCCUUCUACGAUCUUGCUUGCCGGUCAAUGUCGCAGCUUGUUAAGGCCAAUGGCAAGCGGGCGUUCCUCGUGGAUACUUUGGCUUUGGUGAGGAGGUUGGAAGGGGAGGGUGUGCCGUCGAAGCAUGCUGAGGUGAUCACCUCCGCCAUCACGGAGGUUCUAAAUGAUAGUCUGGAGAAUGUCUCGCAGUCUUUUGUUUCAAAAUCGGAUAUGCAGAGGAGUGAGCUGAUUCAAGAAGCCAAUUUGUCCAAAUUCAAAUCUGAAGUGCAGAGCUCGCAAGAGCAUCAUUUCUCGUUGUUACAACGAGAAACCGAGAAACUUCGCGGUGAUAUUGAUAAGAUGCGCAGUGAACUAAGGUAUGAGAUUGAUAAGGUGACUGCAGGGCAGCGAUUGGAUCUAAAUCUCGAAAGAGGGCGGAUACGGGAUGAGCUAGCCAAGCAGAAUUCUGAAACUACUGAUCUCACUACAAAGCUAGAUCGGGAAAUACACGCGCUAAGAGCUCAACUUGAAGCUGCAAAAUACGAUGUCAUAAAGUACUGCAUAGGUACACUCGUAUCAAUCUCUGCUGCCGGCCUUGCAGUCAUUCGUAUUCUCUUGUAGCAUACCAUUGUUUCAACAAUUCUACAACCGAAUGAUAACACAGCCAAUGAAAGAAGCGAAAUUUCCAAUAUCAGUGUUUUUGAAGAUAUUGGAUGCCGAAAUGUUGUAACGUUAGUUAACAGCAUAACAUUCAUGAUACUCUUUGUUGUCCCAAGUUUGUGACACUUUCUUGCAAAGAUUCAUUGUUCAGAUGGAUUUUACUAUGCAACCGUCUCUCA
Dioscorea cayenensis subsp. rotundata (Guinea yam) is the source of this 1097-nucleotide messenger RNA. RefSeq names its product protein FMP32, mitochondrial. The transcript has 7 exons. The record is from RefSeq and is a predicted model, not a curated record. Gene Ontology annotation, cellular component: mitochondrion. Lineage: Eukaryota; Viridiplantae; Streptophyta; Magnoliopsida; Dioscoreales; Dioscoreaceae. Bases 208 to 879 code for a protein of 223 amino acids.